Molecule: messenger RNA, 11231 nt
Organism: Apus apus (common swift)
Lineage: Eukaryota; Metazoa; Chordata; Aves; Apodiformes; Apodidae
Gene: TTBK2
Product: tau tubulin kinase 2
Exons: 16
Coding region: 279-4286 (1335 amino acids)
Biological process (GO): peptidyl-serine phosphorylation; signal transduction; cilium assembly
Cellular component (GO): ciliary basal body; ciliary transition zone; nucleus
Molecular function (GO): ATP binding; protein serine/threonine kinase activity
Source: RefSeq, a predicted model, not a curated record
GGCACUGCAGUCGCCAUAGAGACCGCGCCGCACGCCAUGGGGCGGAGGCUGGGCCGGGGGCCGCCGCUCUAGCCCCCCCGCACCGCACCGCACCGCACAGCACCGCGCCGCGCCGCGGCGGCCGGGGGCUCCGCAGGGACUUGCCGUGCUGCGAGGAGCCGCCGCCGCCGCCUCGGAGCCGUUCCAGUCACUGGUUAAAUGGAAGCCACUCCUGGAAUCUGGGUGGUUUCUACUGACUUAGACUUUGCAUAGCAGCUCCAUUGCAUCAGGAGGUUGCAAUGAGUGGAGGAGGGGAGCAGCCUGACAUCCUCAGUGUGGGAAUCUUGGUCAAAGAAAGAUGGAAGGUGUUGAGGAAAAUAGGAGGCGGGGGAUUUGGAGAAAUUUACGAUGCACUGGACUUGCUUACUCGGGAAAAUGUUGCACUGAAGGUCGAAUCAGCUCAGCAGCCAAAACAAGUGCUGAAAAUGGAAGUAGCUGUGCUGAAGAAGCUGCAAGGAAAAGAUCAUAUCUGUAGAUUCAUUGGAUGUGGAAGGAAUGACAGAUUCAACUAUGUUGUCAUGCAGUUGCAGGGUCGGAACUUGGCAGAUCUGCGUCGGAGCCAGUCUCGAGGAACGUUCACCAUUAGCACCACUCUGCGACUUGGGAAGCAGAUUUUGGAAUCUAUUGAAAGUAUUCAUUCUGUGGGAUUCCUGCACAGGGACAUAAAACCAUCUAACUUCGCAAUGGGACGUUUUCCUAGCACCUGUAGGAAGUGUUAUAUGCUGGAUUUUGGCUUGGCACGGCAAUUUACCAACUCAUGUGGGGAUGUCAGACCACCACGAGCUGUCGCUGGUUUUCGAGGAACAGUACGAUAUGCAUCUAUCAAUGCUCACAGAAACAGGGAAAUGGGUCGGCAUGAUGACCUCUGGUCCCUGUUCUACAUGUUGGUAGAAUUUGUGGUUGGGCAACUGCCUUGGAGAAAAAUAAAAGAUAAGGAGCAAGUGGGCUCCAUUAAAGAAAGGUAUGAGCACAGACUUAUGUUGAAACAUCUUCCUCAAGAAUUCAACAUCUUUUUGGAUCACAUUUCUAACUUAGAUUACUUUACAAAACCUGAUUACCAGCUUCUCAUGUCUGUGUUUGACAACAGCAUGAAAAUGUUUGGGGUUAUUGAAAGUGACCCUUUUGAUUGGGAGAAGAGUGGAACAGACGGCUCUCUGACAACAACAACAACUUCAACCACACCUCAGUUACACACUCGUCUUACUCCAGCUGCCAUUGGAAUUGCCAAUGCCACUCCUAUCCCAGGAGAUUUGCUGCGAGAAAACACAGAUGAAGUGUUCCCUGAUGAGCAGCUCAGUGAUGGAGAGAAUGGUAUUCCUGUUGGUGUCUCACCAGAGAAAUUACCUGGAUCCCCUGGGCAUCAGUGUCCUCAGGAAAAAGACGUUUGGGAGGAAAUGGAUGCAAACAGAAACAAAAUAAAACUAGGGAUCUGUAAGGCUGCUACAGAGGAAGAAAACAGCCAUGGGCCAGUGAAUGGAGUGCUUAAUGCACCGAGUCUUGGUUCUCCGAUUCGUGUUCGCUCAGAGACCACCCAGCUGGACAGAGAUGCCCCACUAGUGCGAAAGCUACGUUCAAUUCACAGCUUUGAACUGGAGAAGCAUCUGACGUUGGAGUCAAAACCAGACACUGAUAAAUUUCUUGAGACCUGUUUGGAGAAGAUGCAGAAAGACUUGAAGGCUGCAGCAGAGCCUCCUGUUGCUGCUGUUCCUCCUCUUUCUCAGAAAAAAAACAUUUCUGCCCCUGGAACUGCCCGCAAGGACCAUGUUUGGCACUAUGAUGAAGAAUAUCUUCCAGAUGCUUCAAAGCCAGUGUCAGCCAGUUCUCCAGAACAUGCUGAUGGUGUUAUUAGCAAUGGAUUUGUAGCUGUCAACUUAAGCUCCUGCAGGCAGGAGGUUGAUUCUAAGGAAUGGGUAAUAAUAGAUAAGGAACGGGACUUGCAGGACUUCAGGACAAAUGAGGCUUUAGGGCACAAAACUACUGGAAGUCCUUCAGAUGAAGAGCCAGAGGUACUACAAGUUCUGGAGGAUUCUCCUGCAGAAGAGCAGCCCAAACAGGGUGGUUGGACAGGAAACAGGGCCCAUGCCAAGAACCAAACCUCAGGGGUGGACUUUGUUCUAGCCACGGAGUGUCAUCCUGCUGCUUCUGAACAGCUUACUGAAAAAUUGGACCUUCUGUCUGGGGCUGCUGGACAGCUUUUUGCAGCUACUCCUACAAGUCCUAUGGAGGCUCAGGCAGAAGGAGCACUCACUCUGCUCAACUCAUCCCAUAUGCUGCAUUUCUCCACUCCAAGAAUUUCAAGUCCCAUCCUCCGCACCAUGAGCCCCAUAGCCUUUCUAUCCAUCCACUCGGACCCUCUGAAAGAGGCUGGUUUGCCAAGGAGUCAAUCAGCUGAGAGCCACUCCUCUUCCUCCCGCUCAACUGGCCGUAGGCAGCUUCCUGUCAUUCCCUGUGGCAACAGGCUCCCCCCUGUCAUUCGCAUCUCAAAAGCACAACUUCAGCAGAUAACUAUACCUAGACCUUCAGUGGCAUCCACUCAGUCUGCUUCAGAGAGCUUUCAUUAUGGCCACCAGCUAGAGAAGAGAGAGCAGGAUGGUCCAUCUAUGGAACACACCGUGGAACUUUCCUCUCCAAAGGAAAGUUUGCCAGGUUUGGCUGUGACAGAAGAUGCACUUCCAGCUAGUGCCAGCAGACCAGAUUUGGUACUUAAUAUCAGCCAAGAGGUGCUUGACAAGGAAGGACUUGUUGAAGAACGUGUCAACAUCCUGGACUGCAGCCAAAAGGAGCUGCCUGAGCAGCAUACCGGAAUACAGGAAGAGAAAGGACUUGAAAAUAUUUCUGUAGAGGAAGCUGAGGAAGAAAAGCUUCCAGUGGUUUCUGAGGAUGCCGUUGAAGUGCUAAGCAAAGAACAGAAUUCUUCUUUGCCAGGAAACUCAAAAUCUGCAGAGGAAGAGCCUCUAACAAAUACUGAAGGUGCUGAAGAGUCAAAGCCAAGGCCCGUCUGUUUGGUGCCAAACCAAGAUGAGGUUCUGAAGUUGAUAGCACCUAAAACAUCAGAAUUUUCUCCCUCAAGACUUACCAAACCACAUGUUAACAGACAGGCAAGCAAAACAGCACUAGUUCAGGAAAAUGGUUUUCAUUCUAAUAAGGAAGACGUCCACAUCCAAGACUUGAAAUGCCACCAAGUGGCCCUUUCUUCUUUUUUGCACGAGGAGGACAAAAAAGAGAAAAAUGCUCCCAAAAAUGGAGAGUUAUUCCACUGCAUUUCAGAAAAUGAGAAUUCUCACCGAUCUAAGAAGGACUUAGUUAAAUCUCCUUUUGUAUUCAGGCAGAGCCGAAUCCCAGUUCUAGCACAAGAGAUAGACUCAACAUCAGAGUCCUCUUCGCCUGUUUCAGCAAAGGAAAAGCUUCUUCUAAAAAAGGCCCAUCAGACAGACUUGGUCAAACUACUUAUGGAAAAGAGACAGGUCAAAUCUUUCCUCGGUGACCUCUCAAGUGCCUCCGAUAAGUCACUGGAGGAAAAAAUAUCUGCUGCUCCUGUACAGUUUUCUGAGGAUGAUGUCUUAUCCUCGUUUUCUAGAUUGACACUGGAUUCUCAUUUCAGCAAACAGACAGAAGAGGGCUCUUUAUCUCCAAACGGUCCUCAGUCCAGAAAAAGCAAGAUUCCAAGGCCAGUGUCCUGGGCAACCACUGAUCAAGUCACCAGUUCAAAUUCAACUCAGUUCUUUCCUCGGCCACCACCAGGAAGACCGCCCACUAGACAUGGACUAGAAGCUAGGUUACGCAGAUACAGAGUCCUAGGGAGUAGCAGCUCGGACUCAGAUCUUAUCUCUCGUCUGGCUCAAAUCCUACAGAAUGGAUCUCAAAGACCAAGGAGUUCUACCCAGUGUAAGAGUCCAGGAUCUCCACAUAGUCCAAAAACACCACCCAAAAGCCCUGUCACCCCCCGACGCAGUCCCAGUGCCUCCCCUAGGAGCUCUUCAUUACCCCGUACUGCCAGUUCUUCUCCUUCCCGGGCUGGGAGACCUUAUCACGAUCAGAGAAGUUCAUCAUCCCCACAUCUUGGGAGGAGUAAAUCACCUCCUAGCCACUCAGGCUCCUCAUCUUCUAGGAGAUCCUGCCAACAAGAGCACUGCUGCAACAAACCAAGCAAGAAUGGUCUGAAAGGAUCUGGCAGUUCCUUCCACCAUUCCCCAAACACUAAGACUCCCACAGGAAAGAGCAAGUCAACCACUAAGCUUAGCAGAUAGGAACUGGGCCUUGACAGGUAUAAAGCCUCCUCCCAAAUCUGAUGCAUGUUGUGUCUGUGUACUGUGUAUUUAAAAAAAUAAUCAAAAAAAUAUAUUAAAAAAUUGUGUUGAAUCUGCGCUUUUUAAAGAAAGUAAGCAUCACCAACUAUUCAUGAGAAAGCAUACUGUGUAAAUAAGUGGCCUAGGAGCAGGCAGCAAGCAGAUCUACAAGAGGGGAAGUAGAGGCCAAGAUAAGAAUGACUAGGUAGUCAAAGAGGUGCAAUGUAUUUAGAGAAAAAAAAUCUGUGUGUUUUGAAAGGGUAAUUAUUUCUUUGGUUUUAGUUGAUCUAGCUAGAAGAUUUGGCCUAAUUAUUAAAGGCCUUACAUACCCAAGGAGUCUGUAAGAAGACCUGAAGUGGUUAUUCCAAAAAUGACAUCACCACUUGGGAGAAAAGUACUGCUCAAGCAUGUCUUUGCAGUUUGAAAAAAGCACACAGCUUAGAAGAUGAUGGUACUUCAACCUUACAAGUCUCUUCCAUUUUGAGCUGCACACAUCUCGAGUCACACAGUACUCAUCUUGUCCCCUGUCUACCAUGACACAGAUUCUUUUUUUACCUAAGGAAGUGAUCAUGAACCUGGUCCCUUCUUGGUACUGAUGACAUUUUACAAAUUACUAUAGACAUUUUCCAAGAUGUUUUUCUAGCUAUAUUCUUUAGAAAUACCUUGUUUAGUACAAAUUAGGAUCCAAGAAGCUAAUUCUCAGUUCUAUAUCAUACACUUAUUUGGGAAUUGUGGUGGGUUUCUUCAAACUAUGCUCAAUAGAAUUUGGAAGAGCAUUCCUGUCUAGAAAAUGAGAGAAAGGAGAAGAUAUCUGCACUUCACAGAAUGUUGCAGAUUUACAAUGAAUUGCAAUGUAAGUUAGGAAAUAAGUUGGAAAACAUGAGUACCUUUUUUCCCUUAACUCAGCUGCAAGAAGAACCCUUGUUCUUGCUGGCUUUUGUUUCUCCAUUGGUUACAGGUCACUUAAACCACUGAUCAUACCAUGCAGAGAUGAUUAGCAAUCACAGUUUGCUUUUUUGGUAAUUUAUUUUCUAAAAACAUGAAAGAUGAAACAAAUGAGGAGAUUGUCUGCUUCGUGAACUUGGUAGGUUGUAAGUGGCAGAAAUAUUCUUAACACCCUUACAAAAUCUGGAUAAAUAUAUUAGUCAUCAAAGCAAAACAUACAGAAAGCAAUCUGAAGUAUUUUUUAUGUUUGAUUCUUGUCAUUCUUUUGCCCAAAUGGAUUUUUUGAUAGUCAAGCUUCAUUGUGUCAGUAAAGUCCACGAUGUCUGAUUCCUCCAGUUUUGGCAGUUACUUAGUUACCUCUUGUGCUCUACAGGGUCUCUGUGGGGAACAUAACGGUACAGCACCUUUGCCAUAUUCAGAAGAGAAUAGUGGGUCAGACUAGUAACACAAGAACACAAGCCUGAGAAAGAUGCAGCCAGCUCUCCCUAAUUAUUCCUGCUGUGGGGACACUGGAUGCAUAAGAGACUUGCCAGUUACUGAUCUGCUUGCUGUAGUCAUAUGCCUCUCCAGCCAGCAUCUGUGCUUUUUUUAACCUCUGCCAAAUGAAUACCUUUGGAUUAAAAAGGGAAUAUUUUGUCUCUGAGCUAAUACAUUCUAAUGCUGCAUUAAAGCUGCUCUGGAGCUGCACUGAAUUUCACUUGCUUCGUCUGACUGUGUUGAUUUUUUUAAUUUUAUUUUUUUCUUACUAUGAAUAUGUAUAUUGUUUCCCAUAUGAAAUGUAGCACAGUAUGGAACCUUAAUCUCAUUCAGGUUUCAAGCACUACAGAUGAAUGCAAUAGGUAGGGUAUACCUGCUUCUUCUGAAGAAACUGUACCAUUCGAAAGUCCUAUUCCUUUGUAUUAUAUUGUAUAAUAGGUGCUAUACUGAUAAUUGCAUGUCCUCAUGGUAAAUUAUAUAAUAUAAAUAUUUAUAUAUACAUAUAUGUAUAUGCUUAUAUAAACUCAUUCUUUCUCACUUUUCAUUUGUAAUUUAUGGACCACAAAUAAUACUCUUCCCUUUCUGUUGAUUCCUGAAUCCUUUUGGCAUUACAUCCUCUAUUUCGCCCCCAAAAUUUCUGGAAUGCACGAAUUCUAAUAGCCUUUAUACCUUGGUACAAGAUUGAAGGACUGCUGAUUUCUCAACCAGCCAAUGUUUUGUCUUACAGCUUGCUUUUUUCCUUUAUAAUUUUGUGUGUGCAUUUGCAUAUGGAACAAGAGCAGAGUCUCAAAGGUAUUUUUAUUUUUUAUUACACAUAGGGCUUGUGGUUAAUAAUUUUUAUUUAAUAAUGUGAGUUCUCCGUUGUUACAAAUACUCAUCAUAUAGGAGCAGUGACAGUCAAUGAAUACCUAACAGAUGAAUGUGACGACAACAACGAAUUCCAUCUUUUCCUUCCUGUUUUCCUCAUGGUUCCUUAUGGUAUACCGUAAAGAUAGUUUAGUCCUAGUGUGGUAUUUUUGCCCUGGGCACUGCUGGAAUUAUUUGUGAAGGUGGUGUAGCAGGCUAUGAUUAUUUUUCUUCCCCUCUCCCUUAUUUCUGAAAAGCAUUUAUUAUGGUCCUGUAAGCUUAUUCCUGCAUCAACAUGGUCAGUUUUAAUAGGUAUUGACUUCAUGCAUCCUUGCUUGAAAUGCUGAAGUUGUGUUAUAUUUUCUCUCCAGUGUAGCAGGAUGUAGAAACAGGUAAUUGCUUUACAGGUGAGAAAGAAUGUAACACAUAAGGAUUUUUUAUGCUGUCUUCAAAGUACAGAGUUGUCCAUUGUUACACAUUACCAUGUAAAAUAAAUCAAUGCUGUAGAAAUUAACUUGCACUUGAAAAACUCGCCAAUGUAAAAAUAGUAAACUAUGCCAAAAGGGAGAAAGAGGUAUCAGUGAUGGUUAAUGACCCAGACUUCUUUCAAUGCAGAAAAAGGUAAAAGGACUGUAUGCUCCCAGUUGCUUUUUGCUGUGGAUUCAACAGGAUCUAGUGAUAAAAUCAUGAAGAUGUGAAUGAAGGAGUGAUUGUGAGGAAUUUAUCUUGAAUGACCCACUUUUUUGGAAUUUAUUAUUGCUUGAUAGCCUCUCCCCAAAAGUUGACAGAAUUGCUUGCUGUAGUCUAAUAUAACAGUCAUCAGUUCCUGUAGUAUGGUUAUGGUCAGCUGAUCAACUCAUACAUCAAUAUUAGCUCAAUAUUUCUAGAGGGCCUUUAUAAUCAUCAAGAAGUCUGUAACCUUCAUUAUUUUAAUAUGCACCUGACUGCAUAAAAACACCAACACGUGUGUGUGGUCCUUGUGCAGAGUUUGAAUUAAUGGAGCAUUACCUACAAAAAAAUAUCAUGGAUGAGAAACAUUUUUCUCUGUUGUACAAAAUGGUUACAGUAGCUUGCACAAGGAUUUUAGCUGGGAAACAGUAUAAUCAAGGAGCUGGUGCAUUGUCCUCUUCAAGCCUCCAUUUCUGUGAAGGGCAGUGCAAUGGAACCAUGACGUGUAGCAGAUGCUGCACACAUGUUUCCUCUUGAUGGUGUUUCCUGUGUUCUGGCCAGCACUUCAGAGCAUUUUUAGACAAACUGAGGUUUGAAGCCUUCAAACUAAACUAGGACUUGAAAAGAGUGAACAUUUCACGCAGACUUUUGUGCUGCAAUAUAGCAUGGUAUAAUAAAUAUAAAUUGCGAGCUCAAACAUCUGUAUUAAAAUUAAUAAACCUCAUUAUUAAUUACAAAUGCCAGUUACUAGUUAAGUAAAACCCUGUUAAAAGUUAUAGAAGGUAUGAUACAGUAGAGCAAGACUGGCAAGUUGUAUGAUGCUAGGCACCUAUCUACUACUUUAGCAGGAUCAGUAAGCAUAGAAAAUUUCACUGCUCAAAGGCAGGAGCAAUAUGAAGUCUUAACUGGUAGUUAGAUACAAUUAUUCAGGAGACAACCCCCUCACUAGAGCCAUCAGCCACAUCCUGUCUUGGGAAGGUUGGACAUAUUCUUGCCUUGAAGUCUGCAUGUUUGAGAUCAAGCUUUCUUGCAUACCUCACUAAACAGUCUUGAUGUAAAGGGGAGGAUCUGGUCCUAUAUAUUUAAAAAUAGUUUGAAAUAUUUUUCAUCUGGAAAAGACUUGCAAGAGCUCUAUAAUUUACAAUUUGUAUUAUUAUGGUAUUAACUAUAGCUGGGAAAUCAGAUUUUAUCUUAUAUAAAUAGACAUUUGUACAUAAGUGUAUCUAUAUAUACACUUAUAUAGAUAUUGUAUAUUAUAUAGAAACAUAUAUACAUACAUAUGUGUGUAUAUAAAGAUAGGAACAGUCUCAGCUUUUGCAUCCUGUUUACUGAUAUUUAUUUGCUCUUAUUUGCUUUAAUCAGUUCAUCUACUGUAAUUUUGUUAUGCCCUAAUUCUGAUUCUUCAUAUUUCCCAUAUUACAAGGCCUGAUCUGAUACUCCCAUUAAGUUGCUCUUACUGCAGUAACAUUUAUGCAACAGUUGCCCAUAAUGCUUCUAAAAAAUACUUUCCUUUUCUUUUUGAUGAGAAUGUAGUCAAAGCCAGACUCACAGUACAGACUCUUUCCUGUAAACCGUAUUUUUCCCUAAUGAAGACAUCUUUGUGGAACACUAAGAGGCAUAAAUUCUGGUAAGAAGAAAGUGAUUAUUCCAAUUUCUAAAAUGGGUGUAAUGGCAAACUAGGGAUCUGUGCCUCCAGUUUUCAUAUAUAUGUCAAAUGAGAGAGGAAUCUUCUGGAAAGAAACAGGAGAAUAAAAGAGAACUCAAAGUCAAAUUGAUUUCUCUUUAUGGGCCUAUAAUUAUCCUAAUUUUUUUUUCUUGUAGGACUGUGAGGUGACAAGAGCCAUUCUUGUCUUGUCCAUUCCAGUGAGCAAGGGGCUGCUUAGGUGUCUUAGGUUAUCACCACGAUGCAUUCUCUGUCUGCAUUUCCACUGUCAGGAGUGUUCAGGUUCUAGAACUGUCAGCUGUAUAAAUAAAAGCCUUGACAUCAUCCAUGGUUCCUUUCAUCAGCUGAUAAAUGCUCGUUCCUAUUUCUGAAACUUGUGGAACCACGCACAGUUUUUCUAUUCCACUUCUUUUAGCUAAUCAAGUAGGCAGUGAACUGAAGGGUUUUGUUUGCUGUUUUGUUUUGGGCUCAAAUGUCAUUGGUUAAAUUAUUGCAGUUUUCAGUAACCAGUAAUGCUGGCAAAAGGAAGCAAGGAUCAGUGUUUGGACUAUAUGCAAUAGAUAGGCAUAGGUCAUACAUUUCUUAGCUAAUACAUGCAAAUCCCAUAACCAUGCACCUCACACAAGAAUACCUCAGCUUUCUGCUUGAAGCCAGUCUUCCUUUUCCCUAGGUGUAACAUUUAUAAAGGAGAAAUUAUGUACAAAUCAGGCUGGAUUGUGUAAUAAUUGUCUGGAAUUAAAUUAAGAUUCUGUCAAAUGCCAAAACAUUUUAUCACUCAUUUUUCUGUGGUUUAAAUAAUCAGGCUUUUAAAUAUUAACAUUUGAGGGUUUGUUUGGUUUUGGUUUUUUAAGGAAAAAGACAUAGGAGUGUAUUGUUUUGAAAUCUGAUGUACUAAGUUGGCGAUUACUUGUUUGAACAUGUAGGCUCAUUUUACUUGCCAUUGUUAGUAACAAAUUCUCUCUUAACAGUCAUACACGUAAACCCAAAAGUCAGUGCACAUCGUUUGGGUAUUUUGUUUCUGUUUCUCCCCUACGUGAAGAGCAUGGAUCCUUGGGAAUUCAUGCGUUCUUGUGAAGGUGAAACUUUCAUUAAAAUCAGUAUAGGGUUUUGUUUUGUUGAAGUCUUUAUCCCUGCUUAGGGACUGAAGGAAUAAACUCUCUAUAGAUCAUAUUUGCAGUUGCUGUAUUUAAAAUUGGAAAAUGCUUAUUUUUAAUUACUAUUAUGACAUGACAUGCCUUUUGAGAUCUACUUUUCUGUAGGAAUUGCUGCAGAGCGCCAGCUUUGACCAAGAGUACAAAGUGUUUCCUUCUAAAAUAAUACCACAAGUGGGCUGCUCAUAUGAGGUCCUGAUGAUCCACAACUGUGUGGGAAUUCUGCUGUAAUUAAUUUGAGUUACAGAUGUUUGUUUACUUUUGACCUAACUUUAAUACAAAGAACCUAUAAUAACAGCUUGCUCCCAAAGAUAGAGUAUAAUUAGUUUGGUCUGUCUGGCUUCAAAUCCUUUUAAACCUGUAUCUGCUUCAUGGCAGGCAAGGUCAUAAAGGUUUGACACAAGGUGAGGUGGGAAUUUUUUGUUUCAUUUUCACAUCUUUUUCUUCUGACUGGACAUCUGGAUUGGUUGCUUAGCAGCCUUCUCUGCAUCUUUACUUUCCAAAAAGCAAAAUUUGAAAUUCUUCCUCAAACUUUCUUUCUAUAGAGUCAGCCCAGAGAUGAGGUGCAGUGCUUGUGUUAAUAGAUGCCAAUUUUCAAAUGCUUUCCUAUGAAUAUCCCAACUAGUAAAUUUAAGGAAAUCACCAGCAAUGCCUUCAGACUUUUUGACUGACUUUUUGAAGCUGCCAAACAAUGGCAGCUCAUCUAAAAUCUCUAGGCAAUACCACAAAGAGUGAAAUCUGUGUAUUAACUAAAACCACAAUGUUGUCACCCCUUAAGAAAUUAGGUACUCAGUAGCAAAAUCUGCAGCAUUAUUAUAUUAAGUGGAAAGUAGUUCCAAGAUUGAUUGUUACCACUGAGGAAGACAAAUGUUGAGUCCUUCAAAUUUUCUUGCUCAGUAAUUGCAGUUCCCUUCCUGUCCUUGGAAAUCUUCUAAGCCAUUCUUUUCCUUUUAAGUUUGCUCAGGCACCCAAGAACAUAAAGAGUUAAUGCCCUUGUAAUGGUCAUUUGUACAUAAAGUUGUAAUUAUUUAUUUUCUCAUUUGUACCAUAUCAAGGCUUUGUACAAUGUUUUAAGUUUUGUUUUCAAAUUAUUUUGUAUUUUAUUUUUAUAAACUGGUUCUAAAUAAAAUACUCAUUCAGCAUGCAAAACUUCAA